Messenger RNA from Rubroshorea leprosula, 1920 nucleotides. Lineage: Eukaryota; Viridiplantae; Streptophyta; Magnoliopsida; Malvales; Dipterocarpaceae. The record is from the annotation of a GenBank genome assembly.
UCCAGGAAAAAUAGUCAAUUUCCUCGCAAACUCAAUCCAACCCAAAGAUUCGCAUCUGCAUCUUUCUGGGUUCUAAAUGGGUCAACAACAAUCCAAGGAUGAGUUGGUUUACCAGCAAGUGAAUUACGGCAACAUAGAAGGGAUCAAAGCUCUUCGGAGAGAAGGUGCAGGCCUUGAGUGGAUUGAUAGGGAUGGGAAAACGCCUUUGAUAUUGGCGUGUAUGAAUCCUGAGCUUUACAAUGUUGCCAAAACUUUGAUUGAACUCGGUGCCAAUGUCAAUGCUUAUCGUCCAGGUCGGCAAGCUGGGACACCCUUACACCAUGCAGCAAAGAGAGGCCUUGAAAAUACUGUCAAGUUGCUUUUAUCCCAUGGAGCAAAUCCACUGUUGGUGAAUGAUGAUUGUCAAACAGCUCUGGAUGUUGCUAGAGCAAAAGGUUUUAGCAAUGUUGUCCGUGCAAUUGAGAAUCACAUUUGCUUAUUUUCUGGUUGGAUGCGGGAGUUUUAUGGGCCAGGUUUUCUGGAAGCACUUGCUCCUCAAUUGCUUUCGAGAAAAGUUUGGGUUGUUAUUGUACCGACUGGUUCCCGUAAUAUGUCAAAGCCUUUCAAGUUGGAACUAGCCAUAUACACCAGUUUGCAGGAUGCCCAACCACGCACUGUCAUCGCAUUAUGGAAAGUUAAUUUGGAGGAACCAAAGCCUAACCAGCCUGUUCCUUCAGUUGUACUUCUUGAAAACUCAACAAUCUCAAGAGGCAGGAGGCGGAGACGAGUGAGAUGUUCACCUCGAAAAAUUAGGCGUUACUUUGAUAAUGAAACACAUAUUAAACUUGCACCAGCAAUAGAAAAUGAUUGGCGGCAGCUUCAGUGGUUCUGUGAUGCAUGCAAAGGAAUUACUCAGGCGAUGCAUCCAGCUUUUCAGCAAAACUCUCAGCCCCCAUCUGUUCAAGUAACUGAACCACCAUCAGAUGUAGAGGAUUUAGAAUUAGCAAUGGCACUCAGUGCCUCCAUCCAUUCUGCCAUUUCAGAGACAACACCUUUUGAUGUGCAUUCAAGCAGCAAAGCAAGUACAUCCACCAGUAGGUACAAUGGUCCAGGUGCAUCAGUGGCUUCAGUUCCUGCAAAAGCUAGCAGCAGUGAUUGGACAGCACCUGAAGCCGGCUCUAGUGGCAGUUCAACUCAGGCUACAUUAGUCCACAGCAAUGACAUUCCUGUUGUACCUGCGACAAAUCAAACCUCAGUUAUCACCCCAUCAGCUCCACCAAUUGCAGAUGAGAUUAUAGAAGAUGGUCCAAUUCACUAUCCAUCAAUCGAUACCAGCUCCAUUGAUUUAACAUCCCCAACUGAUAGCACCAGUCCAAGGAAAGAAGAAGGAAGUACACAAUCAUGUGUGGUAUGUUUGGAUGCCCCAUCUGAGGCUGCUUGUGUUCCUUGUGGCCAUGUUGCUGGGUGUAUGUCCUGUUUGAAUGACAUUAAAGCCAAGAAAUGGGGUUGCCCUGUGUGUCGUACCAAGAUUGAGCAAGUUAUAAAGAUCUAUCAUGUUUGACCAAUGAACCAGAAUUUGCAGAAGCUGUAUAUGGUGCAGUAAGUGGCGCAUCCCCUAUGUUCCUUCUAUACAUAUCAGUCAGUUGUUCCAUUCAAGUUGCAAUUUUAUACAAAGGAAAAGCAUAUACAUAGGAUCUGCAACUUCUUGUUCAAUUCUUUGCAUAUGUUUUUCUAUCUUUGGCCAGCCUUUGCAUGUGUAUUUGAUCAAUAAGCAGAAUGCAUUUUGUUUGUACCGUACAUGUUGCUUCUGUACAGACUUGUUGGAAGUACUUUGACUGAAGUCUGUGUUUGUUUGAGAGUAAUUAUCAUAGUAAUGGAUUGUGUAAAACUGCUACAUAUUUGAUUAAAGAAAUCUCUGUAAAAUAAUCUUGUAAUGUCUAC